This is a messenger RNA of Cryptotermes secundus, 722 nucleotides long. Its product is annotated as zinc finger protein OZF-like. Lineage: Eukaryota; Metazoa; Arthropoda; Insecta; Blattodea; Kalotermitidae. Gene Ontology annotation, molecular function: DNA-binding transcription factor activity, RNA polymerase II-specific; RNA polymerase II cis-regulatory region sequence-specific DNA binding. The record is from RefSeq and is a predicted model, not a curated record. Gene Ontology annotation, biological process: regulation of transcription by RNA polymerase II.
CAUACAAAUGGACAAUCUUAUGAAUGUGAAAUUUGUUUUAAAACUUUUACACAAGCCAGGUAUCUUAAACAGCAUCGCCGUACACAUACAAGACAACGUUAUGAGUGCAAGAAUUGUGGCAAACCAUUUUUACGUAUCGGAUAUCUGGAACAGCAUGCUCAUUGUCACACGGGAGAAAAACGUUAUGAGUGUAAAGUCUGUGGGAAGAAAUUUAAAGACUUCAGUAACCACAAACGACAUCUGUACAUUCAUACUGGCGAGCGGCCCUUUGAAUGCCAUGUAUGUGGGAAGGGCUUUACUCAAGUGUUCAACUUGAAGCAACAUUUACUGAUCCAUUCAGGAUUACGACCUCAUGAAUGUGAAAUAUGUGGGAAGAGUUUUACCCAGUUUCACAGUCUUAGGUUACACUCUCUAAUUCAUACAGGAGAGCGACCUCAUGAGUGUAAUGUAUGUGGAAUGCAUUUUAGAGUGGCAAGAAGUCUCAAGAGACAUUCUCUUGUUCAUACUGGAGAACAGCCAUAUAAAUGUAAGAAUUGUGGUAAAGGAUUCACACAAUAUAGCAUUUUGAAGACGCAUUCACUUAUUCACACCAGGGUCCGCCCCCACAAAUGUGAAGUUUGUGGUAAGGAUUUUACAGGGACCAGGAGUCUGAACAGACAUUUACUGACACACAGAACAUAGAUUUUAUGUAUUUGCUGUAAACAUAAGUUACAUUCAUGAUG